AUGGCAGAGAAAAUAGAGGCAGUGGAAAAAUUCAAAGGCAAAAGCAAUGAUAUUAAUCCAUUUUCUCAUCUUGCUCCACUACCAGGUAUUCAGUAUCAGUCAUCCGAAGACUUCAUUUAUUUUGAAUCAACAAAAAUGGCUUAUAGUCAAAUCUGGGAAGCACUUGUGGAUGAUCGCGUCUCUAUAAUUGGAGUGCAUGGAGAGGGUGGAUGUGGAAAAACAGCCCUUGUAACAGAAGUUGGCAAAAAGGCUGAGGAAUUGGAUAUGUUUGAUAAGGUUAUAUCAAUCACAGUGUCUCGAACUCCAAACGUUAGAGGCAUUCAAGGAGAAAUGGCUGAUAUGUUAAACGUGAGAUUGGAGGAAGAAAGUGAAAAGGGAAGAGCACAGCGUUUAUGGCUGUGUUUACAAGAAAAGAAGCGAACUCUUCUAAUAGUAGAUGAUCUAUGGGAAAAGUUUCAUUUGAUGGAUAUAGGGGUUCUCUUAGACAGUGUUAACAAGGGAACUUGGAAGAUCCUCAUAACCACUCAUAGCGAGCGUAUUUGUAUAUCAAUGGAAUGCCAAAAGACUACUCAUUUGGAGCUCUUGUCUGUAGAUGAAUCUUGGACUUUCUUCCAAAAAUUUGCAAGAGUUGAUAACAUACACUCCAAAAAUUUGCCACGGGAAAUCUGCAAUGAAUGCGAAAGACUUCCCUUAACAAUCAAAACUGUGGCGUCAUCAUUAAAAGGAAGGCCUGAAAGUGAAUGGCGUCGGGCGUUAGAGAAGUUGAGGGAUUCAAAGGCAUCCAAUGAUGAAGGAGAAGUGACUGCUACUUUUAGCUGCCUUAAAUUAUGCUUUGGUUAUUUGCUAAGGCCAGAAACAAAACAACUGUUUCUGAUGUGUUCUCUUUUUCCCGAAGACUAUCACAUCCCAAUAGAAGAUUUGUUGAGGUAUGCGGUUGGACUGAGUGUGGAAGAGAGAUUAUCGUUACAGUCAAGAAGAAGCUUAUAUGAAGCAAACAUCAGCCAACUUUUAGACUCAGGUUUGCUGAUGCGAGGUUCCGUGAAGAUGCACAAUGUGGUUCGUGAUGCAGCCUUAUGGUUUGCAAAUAGAUCAAAGAAUCGCAAAAUAUUGGUAAAUGUGGACAAACCACUUAGCACAAUUGCAGAGGACAACAAGAUAAGAGAUUGUUUUGCAGUAUCCUCAUGGUGGUAUAAUGAAAGUCCCUCUUUCUGUCAAUUGCUUGCUCCAAAUCUUAAAAUGCUAUUGCUAAACAUAAGUGCUCGUAGAUCAUGGAAUUCCCUGGAUUUAUCGCAUUUAACAUUUGAAGGAAUACAAGGGCUUGAGGUGUUUUCUCUAACCAUCAACUACAAAAUAGUACGAUUAUCACUACCUCCCUCUAUCCAACUGUUGACCAAUGUUCGAACUUUGCGCUUAAAUGGAAUGGAGUUUGGUGACAUAUCUUUCAUAGCAAGUUUAAUAAGACUUGAGGUUCUUGACUUGCGACGUUGUAAGUUCAACGAACUUCCUAUUGGAAUAUGUAAACUCUUACGUCUAAAGCUGCUAGAUUUGUCAGAAUGUCGUAUUUUUGGAAACACCUAUAAUGGAGCAAUAGGAAAAUGUUCACAACUAGAGGAACUAUAUGCUUCAGCAUGCUACCCCGAAGCCUAUGUGUUAAAGAUCAGUAUGGAUAUCAGUAUUCUCUUAAAUUUACAAAGGUUUAAAUUUAGUGAUCAAAUCACACUAAAAUUAAAGGAUUGUAAUAUCUCAAAUUUGAAGGCAUCUGAAAAAACAAUUCUGCAAAUAGGUAAAAAUAUUUCUUUGACAGGCCUUCAUGGAGGAUGUAAAAAUAUCAUCCCAGAUAUGGUUGGAAUUGUGGUAGGCAUGAAUGAUUUGACUUCUCUCCAUCUUACAAGUUGCAAAGAGAUAGAAUGCAUCUUUGAUGCAACCUAUGAUUUCAAGGAAGAUGAUUUGACUCCCAGCUUGGUCCAGUUAAGACUUCAACUUUUGGAAAACUUGACAGUAUUGUGUCGAGGUCCACCUCUGGAAGUACUACGCUUCUUUGAAAAACUAGAACUACUUGAUUUACGAUAUUGUAAGCAGUUACAGAACAUUUUUCCUAGGGAAUGUAAGUUACAAAAUCUUAAGAUCCUCAGGUUAGAAGAUUGCAAGACCGAUGAAGUACUUUUCAUAACAUCUGUUGCUCAAAGUCUGCAGCAAUUAGAACAACUAAAAAUAAGUGGAUGCGAUGAAUUGAAGCAUAUAAUUGCUGAAAGUGGAAGUGAACGCGAUGGCUGUAAUACAAGUGGGGAAAUAAUUCCAAGUUCAAUGAAUUCUCAUUUUCUGAUGACCAAUCUAAGGGAAGUUGAGAUUUUCAGUUGUGGAAGUUUAGAGUCAAUAUUCCCAAUUUCGAAUGUUGAAGGACUAAACCAAUUGCAAAAGCUGGAAAUAUCAUCAUCUCCUAAGCUGGAAUAUGUGUUUGGUCAAUAUGGUCAUGAAACCCUUUCAUCACACCAAUACCAGAGCCACGUCAUGCUUCCUCAUUUGGAAUCUCUCAUAUUCCUUGGUCUUGACAAUUUAAUUGGGAUGUGUCCAGAGAAUUGUCAAGCAAAGUGGCCAUCUCAGUCUCUGAGGACAAUGACCAUAGUUAACGGUCCAAAAUUGGAUGUACCAUGGUUCAAUUUGCAGGUUGGCUAUGAUAAGAGACAACAUCAUCAUCUGAAUGAAAUUUGGAGUUUCCAAUGUCUUCAGAUUUUAACAGUGGGCAAUUUUGCGAAAUUGAAAUGUUUAUUCUCCAUGGAAACACAUAGAAGCUUACCAGAGUUGAUUUAUCUUGCCAUUCGCGACUGUCAAGAAUUGGAACAAAUUGUUGCAGUAAAUGAAGAACCUUUGGAACUUCCUAAUGCUGAAUUGUAUUUUCUAAAGCUAAAUUAUAUAUAUGUCUAUAACUGCAACAAAUUGAAAAGCCUUUUCCCUCUUGCUAUGGUCAGAAUGCUUCCACAACUAAGUUCGCUUAGAAUAACUAGAUGUGCUCAAGUUGAAGAGAUGUUUAGACAUGGUCCCGGAGGAGACGAUAUUAUCAAGGAAAUGGAAGUUGUGCUUCCAUACUUAGCACAUGUAUUCUUGGCUGAUCUACCUAAUUUUCUAAAUAUCUGCCAUGGUUAUAAGUUACAUAAUACUGAUCGGCUACAACUCCACAUAUCUAACUGCCCCAAAAUUGUUCAGAUGAAACUGGAAGAAGAAAAAGAAAGAGUAAGAUUAAAAUAUUCUGAUUCUUCUUCUGAAACUGGAAGAAGAAGAAGUAGAGAAAGCAAGAUUAGAAGACGGUGAUUCUCUUUAUUCGCCCUCACUUUCAAAACUCGAAAGAGAAGAAAAAGCAAGAUUAGAAGAUAAUGAUUCUUUUUAUUCGCCCUCACUUUCAAAACUCGAAAGAGAAGAAAAAGCAAGAUUAGAAGAUAAUGAUUCUUUUUAUUCGCCCUCACUUUCAAAACUGGAAAGAGAAGAAAAAGCAAGAUUAGAAGAUGAUGAUUCUUUUUAGGGUAAUAUUAACAUGUACCUUUAGGCACAUGUUAAGAGUUAAUUGUGGAAUUUUUUUUUUUAAAUUAUGCAUUAUUUUAAUUAAAAAUUGAUAAUUAAUAUAUUUAUUACGUUUUCAAUCUGAGAAGGUUGGUUGGUAUUCAAUGCUACAUAGGAUCAGGCACGCUGAUGGCUUACCCUGUCGUGGAAAGCGAACUCAUACAAAGGAAAUAUUUCAGUGUCAUAUUUCAGAGUGUAAAAAUACUGAUCAAGUUCAAUUUAUAUACAUGCACACAGUGAAUCCUAACGUGUCCUCUAAGCAUUAAGGAUGUCAACUAUAAGCUGUGAUUUUAAUGUUGUCUUCCGAAGCUACAACUCAUCUUCUUGUGGAUUGCAUGUUGGUAUUUCAAGUGUGGGAAAGGACUUAUAAAUGGUUGGAUAUUUUUGUAUGUUUUCACUUGUUUUGUUGUUGUAGUAGUCCACCGUGUGUAAACUUUCUUAUAAUUUUGUACACUUGUGUGUAUCCUAGAUGAAUACUUUUGUAAAUCAAUGGUUCAUUUUGAAGAAUAUAUAUAUG
This is a messenger RNA of Vicia villosa (hairy vetch), 4069 nucleotides long. RefSeq names its product probable disease resistance protein At4g27220. Gene Ontology annotation, molecular function: ADP binding. NCBI's taxonomy places the organism in Eukaryota, Viridiplantae, Streptophyta, Magnoliopsida, Fabales, Fabaceae. The record is from RefSeq and is a predicted model, not a curated record. The transcript is spliced from 4 exons. The coding region runs from base 1 to 3306 and encodes 1101 amino acids.